Messenger RNA from Rhizoctonia solani, 351 nucleotides. RefSeq names its product V-type H+-transporting ATPase subunit G. Gene Ontology annotation, cellular component: vacuolar proton-transporting V-type ATPase complex. Gene Ontology annotation, molecular function: proton-transporting ATPase activity, rotational mechanism. The record is from RefSeq and is a predicted model, not a curated record. The transcript has 4 exons. Bases 1 to 351 code for a protein of 116 amino acids. Gene Ontology annotation, biological process: proton transmembrane transport. NCBI's taxonomy places the organism in Eukaryota, Fungi, Basidiomycota, Agaricomycetes, Cantharellales, Ceratobasidiaceae.
AUGUCUUCCCAAGUGCAGCGACUUCUUGAAGCCGAGCAAGAGGCAGCCAAGAUCGUCCAGGACGCCAGGCAAUAUCGUACCCAGAAACUCAAAGACGCACGUACCGAAGCCGCCAAAGAAAUCGAGGCCUACAAGAAACAGAAGGAAGAGGAAUUCAAAUCGCUAGAGGGACAGAGAGCCGGAAACACCUCGAACGCCCAAGACGCAGUCGACAAGGAUACCGAAGCCAAGAUCGCGGCCAUCAACGACGCCUACGCGAAACAAAAGGACGGUGUCGUGCAGAAGCUCUUGGAUCGCGUCGUGCUCGUCAAGCCCGAGCUGCAUCGCAAUUUGACCAAGCUGGAGGCGUGA